Diprion similis is the source of this 4044-nucleotide messenger RNA. RefSeq names its product mucin-22-like. Lineage: Eukaryota; Metazoa; Arthropoda; Insecta; Hymenoptera; Diprionidae. Gene Ontology annotation, cellular component: membrane. The record is from RefSeq and is a predicted model, not a curated record. The transcript is spliced from 5 exons. Bases 1 to 4026 code for a protein of 1341 amino acids.
AUGAAUCUAAAACUCGUCGUAUUCCUGAUUGUCCUCAAAGUCUAUGAAGAGCUGGCGGCUCAAUCUUCGACCAAUGCAGAAUCCGUGACAUCUCUAACAAAUUCCACUGAAUCAUCGCCUUCUACAACGGGAAAUGAAGCAACAACUCUGUCGGAUUCUACUAUUACAUCGACUGUACAGGGAUCUGAGGCAUCUGUUAAUUCUACAGUAACUGUAACAACGCCAACUGAUCUACCAACGACAGUAACUGAACUAACUGGAAUAAACGCCGAUAUUACGACAGCUGAAACGAGUUCAACCGUUCUAUUAACAACUGUAUCAACAAAUGAAACAACCACUGAAACAGGUACAAGUGAAUCGACAACAUCUAUAACUGCCAGUGAAUCUACUAUUCAAACCGAUUCAACUGAAUCACCAACAACUACAUCGGUGAGCGAAAUAACAACUGAUUUUGCAACAACUGAAACGGGUUCAACUGUUUUACCAACAAGUGAAACAACCACUGAAACAGGUACAAGUGAAUCGGCAACAACUAUAGCAGUCAGUGAACCCACUACCCAAACAGAUUCAACUGAAUCACAAACAACUAUAUCAGUGAACGAAAUAAUUACUAAUUUUACGACAGCUGAAACAGUUUCAUCCGAAUCAUCAACAACUACAUUAGUGAGCGAAACAACGACUGAUUCUACAAAAACUGAAACAGGUUCAACUGUACUGUCAACGACUGUCUCAGAAAGCGAAACGACAAGAGCUGAUUCGCCAACUACUGCAACAAGUUCAACUCUAUUCUCAACAACUAUAACAGAGAAUGAAACUAUGACUGAGCCAACGACAAGUACAGUGAUUAAUAUAACAUCAACUGAUUCUACGAUAACUGAAACAAGUUCAACCGAAUCGUCAACUACAUCUGAGAAUGGAACAAUCGUUGAUUCUACGACAGAUGAAACGUCUUCAACUAUAUUUUCGACAACUAUAGUAGAGAAUGAGACAUCUACAGAUUCCAUGACAACUGGAACAAGUUCAACUAUACUUUCAACGACUGAUUCACAUAGCGAAACGACAACGACUGAUUCGCCAACUACUGCGACAGGUUCUACUCUAUUGCCAACAACCAUAACAGAGAUUGAAACUACGGCUGAGUCAACGACAAGUAUAGUGAAUAAUGAAACGUCAACUGAUUCUACGACAGCUGUAACAAGUUCGACCGAAUCGUCAACGACAAUCGUUGAUUCUACGACAAAUGAAAUGUCUUCAACUAUCUAUUCAACAACUAUAGUAGGGAACGAGAUAUCUACUGAUUCUCCGACAACUGUAACAGGUUCAACUGUAGUAUCAACGACUGUUUCAGAGAGCGAAACGAUAACGACUGUUUCGCCAACUACUGCAACAGGUUCGACUCUAUUGCCAACAAAUAUAACAGAGACUGAAACUACGACUGAGCCGACGAAAACCGAAGCAACUUCGACGGAGUCACCGACAAGUAUAGUGAAUGAUGAAAUAUCAACCGAUUCUACAACAACAGAAACAAGUUCGACCGAAUCGGCAACGACUUUAUCUGAGAAUGAAACAAUCGUUGCUUCAACGACAGCUGAAAUGUCUUCAACUAUCUUUUCGACAACUAUAGUCGGGAAUGAAACAAUUACUGAUACUACGAUAACUGAAACAAUUUCAACUGUUCUUUCGACGACUGAUUCGCCAACUCCUGCAUCAGAUUCUACUCUAUUAUCAACAACUGUAACAGAGAAUGAAACUACGACUGACACAACGACAACCGAAGCAGGUUCGACUGAGUCCCCGACAAGUAUAGUGAAUAAUGAAACAUCAACCGAUUCUACGACAACAGAAACAAGUUCAACUGAACCGCCAACGACUUUAUCUGAGAAUGAAACAAUCGUUGCUUCAACGACAGCUGAAAUGUCUUCAACUAUUUUUUCGACAACUACAGUAGGAAAUGAGAUCACUGAUUCUACGAUCACUGAAACAAUUUCAAGUGUACUUUCAACGACUGUCUUAGAAAGCGAAACAACAACGCCUAAUUCGCCAACUACUGCAACAGGUUCUACUCUAUUGUCAACAACUAUAACAGAAAAUGAAACUACGACUGAGCCAACGACAACCGAAGCUGCUUCGACUGAAUCACCGACAAGUAUAAUGAAUAAUGAAACAUCAACUAAUUCUGCGACAACUGAAACAAGUUCGACUGAAUCGCCAACGACAACCGAAGCUGCUUCGACUGAAUCACCGACAAGUAUAAUGAAUAAUGAAACAUCAACUGAUUCUGCGACAACUGAAACAAGUUCGACUGAAUCGUCAACGACAACCGAAGCUGCUUCGACUGAAUCACCGACAAGUAUAAUGAAUAAUGAAACAUCAACUGAUUCUGCGACAACUGAAACAAGUUCGACUGAAUCGCCAACGACAACCGAAGCUGCUUCGACUGAAUCACCGACAAGUAUAAUGAAUAAUGAAACAUCAACUGAUUCUGCGACAACUGAAACAAGUUCGACUGAAUCGCCAACGACAGUAUUGGGGGCUGAAACGUCGACUGAUUCUCCGAUAACUGAAAUCGGUUCAACCGUUUCGACAACAAUUUUAUCGGGGACCGAAACAACUACGGAUCCUACGACAACCGAAACGAGUUCGACUAUCCUGUCAACGACUGUAUCAGAGAAUGAAACGACUGCCAUUUUUGAGACAACUGAAACAUAUUCAACGACUUCAUCAACAAUUGUGACGGAGACUGAAGAGACUACUAAUUCUAAGACAACUGAAACUAGUUCAACUAUCCUAUCAACGACUAUAUCAGGAUUUGAAACAACUACUGAAAUUCGCUCAUCUGAAUCACCUACAACAGCAUCGGAGAUUGAAACAACGACCGAUUCUACGACGACUGAAAUAAGUUCGACCGAAACUUCUUCGACUAUUUUGUCAACAACUUUAUCAGGGGAUGAAACAACUAGUGAUUCUACGCCAACUGAGACGGGUACAGCUAUCUCCUCAACUACUUUAUCAUCGAGUCAAACAAUUACUGAUUCGACGACUACUGAAAUGAGUUCAACUUUUUUGUCGACAACUUUAUCAGAAAGCGAAGCAACAACUGAUUCAACGACAACCGAAAUGGGAACAACUGUUUUAUCGACAACUCUAUUAGAGGUUGAAACAACGACUGAUUCGAUCACAACCGAAACGGAUACAACUGGUUUGUCAACGACAAUAGCAAAGAAUGAAACAACUACAGAGUCAAGAACAACUGAAGUAACUUCUACCGAGUCAGAGACAACUGCAGUAGAAAAUAAAACGACUACCGAUUUAAUGACAGCUGUAACAGAGUCUGCCGAUGCAACAACGACGAUAAGUGCCGAAGGCACAACACAGUCUGCAGCAAUAAUUAUGUCUGAUUUCGAUUGGGUUAUCACAGAUUCGUCGUCGAAUGAAAGCUGCAUCUUGGCGAGUAUGGACAUAACUUUGACGGUCACCUAUACGACUACCGACGAAGAGACGUCAUCUGGUAUCGUGUUGAUUCCAACUACAGCAACGGCUUCCGGUAGCUGUGACGAAUCUGAUCAUUACCUGACGUUAACCUGGUCAGAGACAACAGCGGGCAGCAUAUCACUCCGUUUCUCAAAUGACGGGACGGCGUCAACGGUGGACAGCAUCGAAGCCGUGGUUUAUCUAAACGAUACAACGUUCCCCAGCGCUAAAGAAAGCACAGUAACUGCCGAAGGGAACUCCGGGCUAGGCCUCUUCCGAACAACUUUGGGAGUUGGGAAAUACGUUUGCAGUAUUUCCCAAACGGCGGAAUUGAGCUCGGAAAUAAUCGCGACGUUCAGUAACGUAAAAUUAAUUGCUUUCAACACAGAGACCGACGUGUCCAGUCGAACAGAAGAGAACUGCCUCGCCUUAGCAGGUGUGAACGUGGGCGUCAUCGUUGGUGGCGGAAUUGGGGCUGGCAUAGCAAUCGUCAUUCUCGGGGUUGGCAUAUGGUAUUCGCAAAGAGAGGUCAUACCCCGUUCAGAUUUGCCCUGAGCUCGGGUAAAGGAGGGA